Messenger RNA from Humulus lupulus (European hop), 862 nucleotides. RefSeq names its product expansin-A8-like. Gene Ontology annotation, cellular component: extracellular region. The record is from RefSeq and is a predicted model, not a curated record. Bases 88 to 849 code for a protein of 253 amino acids. Lineage: Eukaryota; Viridiplantae; Streptophyta; Magnoliopsida; Rosales; Cannabaceae. The transcript has 3 exons. Gene Ontology annotation, biological process: plant-type cell wall organization.
UAUUUACCACACUAGCUCAUCACCUCUUCUUAACAACUUUUCUCACAUUACCACAACAAAAGAAAGAAGAGAAAAUCACAUUACACAAUGGCCAUGGCUUCGCUCUCUGCCAUUUCUCUUCUAUUUCUGGUCCUUAACCUUUGCCUUAGAGGCUCUUACGGUGACUAUGGAGGAGGAUGGGAAUCAGCCCAUGCCACAUUCUAUGGAGGAGGAGAUGCUUCUGGCACAAUGGGAGGUGCUUGUGGUUAUGGAAACUUGUACAGCCAAGGAUACGGGACAAGCACUGCAGCGCUAAGCACAGCACUGUUCAACAAUGGGCUAAGCUGCGGGGCAUGUUACGAGAUGAAAUGUAACAAUGACCCCAGAUGGUGUCUCCCCGGCAGCAUCAUCGUGACGGCCACCAACUUCUGCCCCCCAAACCUGGCCUUGUCCAACGACAAUGGGGGCUGGUGCAAUCCUCCUCUUCAGCACUUUGACUUGGCAGAGCCUGCUUUCUUACAGAUUGCUCAGUACCGAGCUGGAAUUGUUCCAGUCUCUUUCAGAAGGGUCCCAUGUGUUAAGAAGGGAGGAAUAAGAUUCACAGUGAAUGGACACUCUUACUUCAACUUGGUUUUGAUCACCAACGUCGGCGGUGCAGGAGAUGUUCAUGCGGUCUCAAUCAAAGGGUCGAAUACAGGGUGGCAAGCCAUGUCAAGGAACUGGGGCCAGAACUGGCAAAGCAACUCUUACCUCAAUGGUCAGAGCCUUUCCUUCCAAAUCACCCUCAGUGAUGGAAGGGUUAUCACCAGCAACAACGUGACACCAUCGGGUUGGCAGUUUGGACAAACAUUUGAGGGUGCUCAAGUCUAGAACUAUUUUUUUU